Molecule: messenger RNA, 780 nt
Organism: Anisakis simplex (herring worm)
Lineage: Eukaryota; Metazoa; Nematoda; Chromadorea; Rhabditida; Anisakidae
Source: the annotation of a GenBank genome assembly
AAGUCAACAUCCAUAUCGACUGCGAAACGACUCGCCGAGUUUCUGGGAGACGACAUGGUGAAAGAUGCGGGUCUUGCGUGUCGUUUCAUUAUCUCGAAAAGACCAAUCGGCUCACCCGUGACCGAUCGUGCCAUCCCACUUGCGAUAUUUCAAUCAGCACCAGCAAUCGCUGCACAUUAUCUGAGGAAAUGGACUCACGACAGUGAGAUUACAAAGGAUAAUAUCGAUAUUCGUAAAAUAAUUGAUUGGGAAUAUUAUAUCGAGCGAGUUGGUAAUACCAUUCAGAAGAUUGUCACCAUUCCGGCAGCGCUACAAAAUGUGCCAAAUCCCGUUCCCCGAAUACCCUAUCCAGACUGGUUGGAGAACAAACGUCGUCAACGUGUCAACGAUCAUAAACAACCAAAAAUCAACGAGAUGUUCCGAUCACUCUCGAAUAACGCGAGUAAUACUGAUGAUGGUACUACCAACAGUGCCAGUCAGCAACAACGUGAUAUCGAAGAUAUUACACCUCGAAUACGAGUAGUUGGAGAUGGAGAUGAGGAUAUUGAGACACUCGAAAAGGAUUCAUCGCUUUCAACAAACGGAGUAGGAAAUGUAUCAGCACGAAAACGAUUGAGAGAAGAUGAAAGUGAUGAGUUGAAUUCGUCAGUAAAAGUUCGACGGAAAGGUAAAAUGAAGCAGUCGAGAACUGACAAAUCUUUAGGGCAAAUUGAGGGUGAGAUGGCAUCGUUGGUGAAGAAGACGAUCGUUGAUGACGGUCUUGAUGCUUGGAUUAAGUGA